UAUAGAGAGCAGUUGUUGUGCCUUGGAUGGCCACUUGCAGGCUUUUAAGACUCCAGGCACUACACAGUGAACUAGGAGGUAGAACAGAAGCACUAAACACGUUAUUAGGCCAGUUAACUGGGCUAUCCAGUGAAACCAUGACCCAGAAGCUGAGUAAUUGUAACGGAAAUUUUUGUUAGACCACUUCUGAUAGUUCCUGCUCUUGACAAAUGCUUUCUCCUUCUCUCCCUCUCAAAACUUAUGGGUACUCUUUUACUCAUUAAUCCCCUUUUUUUCUCUUCUCAAUCUCUUCCUCCUGUCCCGCCCCUGUGCUCUUCACUGCAGUGAGUGGUGGUGAUGGGUGUUUCAAACUGCAGUGGCUAAGACACCAGCCAGCUCUGUUGCUCACGGGGCGGCUCAGCGGGUUGCUCCUGAGUUGCAGUCAUGUGCUGCUUGGUGGGAUGCCCAGCCCAGGUAGGCUUGCUCAGAUUUGUUGGGUGGAUGGUGCUGCUGUCAACCAGUGUUCCUUGGCUCGCUACCACGUGGCCUUCAUCCUGCUGGGAGGCUAGACAGGGCUUUACAAGAUCGAGUUCCAAGAAGCAGCUCCAGUGCUAAAGUGUGUUUUAUCAAAUUCUUGUUUGUUUCACGUUUGUGGGUAUCUCAUUGGCCAGAGUUCCCAUGACCGAGCCUAGAGUCUGUGUGUGAGGGGCUAUGUGGACACCAGGAGGCAUGGGCGGAGUGAGGGGGGGCGUUAACAGUCUACCAGUGUAGGGGGGUGGGGGGCUUUUUGUGCUAGCUGUAAAUGACAAGUUCAGUGUUUGUAGUUUAUUUUAGUUUACACUGGACUCAGUUCGAGGAACCUUUUUUUAGCGCUGGGUGCUGGGAAUUCACAAAUAUGGCACAGUCUCUAGCUGCUCUGUGUCUAGUUUGUACAAUACACGUGAUCUCAAUUUCUAAGCAGGAAACGUCCUCUUUAAACUUUAUUCAUGGCUUUAGACACAAAAGAUAGGAACUGCUUACAGGAACCUCUGUUGGGGCCUGAUUUUGCUUUCAGAAAGUGCUGAUAAGUACUGGGAAAAAACGGGUUGCUAUGAUGAUUUGGCUUUGGGCCUGCCAACUGGUGACGACACAGUCACCAAGGAAACCAAGACACAGCUUCUGAAGGCCCCUUGGAAGGCUUUGUUCCUCUGUCUAGAAUCCGCCUGGCUGGGGAGCGUGGUGUUGGAGACGGAGCUGAAAGCAGAGAGGCCUGCUGUUCUGCUGGCACUUUCAGGACCAGGGUGGCAUUUGUUUUUGAAAUCCUUACUUGGGCCUUGUUUCAGAACCAGGGGAGGUUUGGAGUAAUUUCAAGGUUAUUGUGAGAUUUGGCUCUGAUGUGGAUGCUGCUGAGAGAGCAGGAAAUGAAGUCAUGUUGUUUUGAACAUGUAGUGGGAGAGUGAACCGUAAAUGCCUAAAUAUGGGCAACUCUGCAGGUCUGCAUUGCGGGGCCAGCGUGGUGAAUUUUGAUAGAAUUGGGUACUUCCCGUGUUGGCCCCUUUGAUCCUUAAAGGUACACAGCAUGCCUGUGGAGGUGGGGGCCCGGUGGUUCUACUGAAGUGCUGGCCGAGGGGUCGGCUCCACGCCUUCAUCGAGGCCCUUGAUUUUGAACACUUGAACCAGCAGCGAACCUCCCCAGAGCCUGAGCUCCCACCUGUUCCGAUUCACAGAUGGAUUCAGUGGAAAAGACAACAAAUAGAAGUGAACAGAAAUCAAGAAAGUUUUUGAAGAGCCUCAUCCGGAAACAGCCCCAGGAGCUGCUCCUGGUGAUCGGGACAGGCGUCAGUGCGGCCGUGGCCCCAGGGAUCCCGGCGCUGUGCUCGUGGCGAGGCUGCAUCGAGGCUGUCAUUGAGGCUGCGGAGCAACUGGAGGUGCUGCACCCCGGGGACAUCGCCGAGUUCCGGAGGAAGAUGACAAAGGAUCGAGACCUGCUGGUCGUUGCCCACGACCUCAUCCGCAAGAUGUCACCACGCACAGGUGACACCAAGCCCAACUUCUUCCAGGACUGCCUCAUGGAGAUCUUCGACAACCUGGAGCAGCACAUCCAGAACCCGCUGGUGCUGCAGUGCAUCCUCAGCCUGAUGGAGCGCGGCACCAUGGUGCUGACCACCAACUACGACAACCUGCUCGAGAUCUUCGGGCAGCAGCAGAGCAGGCCCAUGGAGUCGCUGGACCUCAAGGACAAGAGCAAGGUCCUCCAGUGGGCAAGAGGCCACAUCAGAUAUGGCGUCCUCCACAUCCACGGCUUAUACACAGACCCUUGUGGGAUGGUGCUGGACCCCUCAGGGUAUAAAGAUGUGACUCAAGACCCCGAAGUAAUGGAAGCCCUGCAGAACCUGUACCGCACCAGAUCUUUUCUGUUUGUGGGCUGUGGAGAGACCCUGCGUGAUCAGAUAUUCCAGGCUCUCUUCCUUUACUCUGUGCCGAAUAAGGUGGACUUAGAACACUACAUGGUCGUGCUCAAGGAGAAUGAAGACCAUUUCUUUAAGCAUCAAGCGGAUAUGCUUCUGCACGGAAUUAAAGUCGUAUCCUACGGGGACUGUUUUGACUGUUUUCCAGGCUACGUGCAGGACCUCACCAUGCAGAUCUGCCGACAGUGCAGCCCAGAUGCGGACCGUGUGGACAGCACCACAUUUCUGGGUAACGCAUGUCAGGACUGUGCAAAGAGGAAGCUAGAAGAGAAUGGAAUUGAAGUUUCAAAAAGACUGAGACAGUCAGAUACUGAUGAUGCCGGAGGGUCUUGAAAUGUUUAAAACCAAUAAAACCUGCAACUUGAAAACCAGCCUUCUGUAACCACAGUGCCACACACACACGAUGAGGAAUGUUCAGAGAACUCCGCACGGGAUCUCUCAAUUCUGGACCAUCAUACACCCCAAAAGAGCUGUGUGGGAGCGAGGCUGGGUGCGGGAGCCCACUGUGUCUGACCGCUAGGAGGGAGGCGCACGCUUCAGGUACACUUUGUAAGGACAGAUGGACAGCUACCUCAGGAACCAAACCGGGGCAGGGCCACACGCCCUCUUUAUCAAGGUUGCUUUUUCCAGUGAAACGGGGAGAGUAAGACCGUCCUCGCAACAGUGGUUGCCAAAGAGAAAACAAGAACCCACUUACAUUCUAUGGUUUUCAUGUGGAAACAUCUGUUACUGUAGAAAAAAAUUAAAGGUAUGUUUGUUAUACUGUUAAUAGCGAAGAACAAGUGGAUUCUGCACGCCCCUGGAUCAGCUAGUGAGAAUGGCAUUUUUAAAAAACGAUUAGCUAAAGAGGGCUUCUUUGGAAUGGUGUCAUUUUAGUGACUUCAGUUCCAGAGAAAGGGCAGGUACACUGACGGCUCAGCGGUGUGAAGUCACGAGGAGCCAGAGGCCUUUUCAAGGUUCACUUCAGUGUCGCACACGUCCAUCUGGGGACAUUGCCAGUGGGCAAAAGACCACGUUGCUAGCUUUUAGUUACAGUAUAAAUGCCAAGCUUUUUAAGUCUUUAUUUGUGGAUGAGGCCCAACCUUUCUAUUCUCAUCUCCGGAAGCUCUCCUCCCGUGGCCAUGGUGAGGAGCUGGUUAGUGCUGUGGCCGGGAGCUUCUGUGGCCGGAGCGAGAGCUGGCUGUCUCCGCAUCCCGGCCCUGCUUGGUCUCCGCGCAAAGGCUGCCAGCUUUUGAUGCGGCAUUUCUCGCCAGGCCUGUGCCACUCCCCGCCGGUGGCACUGGAGCUCCCCACAGUGUCCAGAGAGUUAACAACAAAAGGAACGUGAAGGCUGGGAUGGAGUGUGAAUGAGAGAGAAGCCAGAGACCCGCCCAAGACCAUUUUACUUUCCUUUCCAAGCAUGGAAAACACAUCUUUGUCACUCUGGUCCUGAAUAAAACGUUAACUGCGA
Messenger RNA from Trichechus manatus latirostris (Florida manatee), 3876 nucleotides. It is a transcript of the gene SIRAL2, whose product is annotated as family with sequence similarity 118 member A. The record is from RefSeq and is a predicted model, not a curated record. Lineage: Eukaryota; Metazoa; Chordata; Mammalia; Sirenia; Trichechidae. The coding region runs from base 1686 to 2759 and encodes 357 amino acids. The transcript is spliced from 9 exons.